This is a messenger RNA of Petromyzon marinus (sea lamprey), 2991 nucleotides long. RefSeq names its product twisted gastrulation BMP signaling modulator 1 (gene TWSG1). Gene Ontology annotation, biological process: regulation of BMP signaling pathway. Lineage: Eukaryota; Metazoa; Chordata; Hyperoartia; Petromyzontiformes; Petromyzontidae. The record is from RefSeq and is a predicted model, not a curated record.
AAACCCCGCCUCGCCCGCGCGUUCUCGCCCUGCCACAAAACCUUCGCGUCCGGGGGCUGCUGCGCGUGGUGCUCGGGAGGGGCGCCCUCUUCUCUCGCCCUCUUCUCUCGCCCAGAGCCCGAGACUCGUUAACUCGGCAGGGGAUGCGAGGGAGCAAGACACCCACACACCACUACACACCACCACCACCACACACCACCACCACCACAUUCUCCCACGAGCCGGGCCGGAGUCUUGCGCUUGUAGCCGGGUGGGGGGCUCCGGUGGCGGUGCGCGGCACCCCCAGUUGUGAAAUCCGGAGCGAGAAGGAAGCCCGUAAAAUCGGGGGGGGGGACACGCGGGAGAAGGUUUGCGUCGCUCCCAGACCACCAACCACCCACCACCCGCUCCGAACAACAAACAGCAUGAGACUGCCCAUUCCGGCGGUGGCGCUGAGCCUCCUGGCCUGCUCCCUGCUGCUGCUGCUGCCGCCCUCCCCAGCCAGGGCCUGCAACAAGGUGCUGUGCGCCAGUGAUGUGAGCAAGUGCCUCCUGCAGGAGCUGUGCCAGUGCAAGCCGGCGCUGGGAAACUGCUCGUGCUGCCGCGAGUGCAUGCUGUGUCUGUCCACCAUGUGGGACGACUGCUGCGACUGCGUGGGCAUGUGCAAACCACGCAACAAGACGGACUCGCACCCGACGGCCAAGAGCUCCGUUGAGGAGCUCUCCGAUCCCAUCCCGUCACUAUUCCGCGCGCUGACGGAGCGCGAGACGACGCUCAACUGGAACGUGCGCUCCUUCCCCGUGGCCGAGGAGCUGUCGCACGCGCACCACCUGCUCCUGCACGGAGACACCGGGACGUGGCUCACGUCGUCGGCGCCCAACUGCACCGUCGUCUUCUUCAACGAGUGCCUCUCCAUCAACAAGUGCCGCAUGUCGUGCGAGUCCGUGGGCGCCUCCAAGUAUCGCUGGUUCCACAACGCGUGCUGUGAGUGUGUGGGGCCCGAGUGCCUGGACUAUGGCAGCAAGCACGCCCAGUGCCUCAACUGCAUGGUGUGAGAUCGGGUCACGGAGUUACUGGGCUUCCGGGGGGGUCAUGAAAAGCAUGGGGCCAGCCAGGGCCAGUGUGUCAGGAGGCCCAAGAUGAGACGAGGUUAAGUUGUUUUUAGAGUUUUCAAAGUGCACCUAUGUAUAGGUUUGUAGUUCUGGCAUGAUUAUCUGACGUUUCACUACACAUCUUGGGAGACUGUUUAGUUCCUGAAGAAACUCCCCAGGACGUGGAGUAAAAUCCCACCAGGGAGCUGAACAUAUCUCCGUUAGAUUUUGCCCAAUAAAUGCAAAGCUUAGGUUUGGCAAUGAGAGAGCCAGGGGUUCAGAACUGAGAGGGCGUAUACGUGGUAUGAUUAGCGCCAAUCGCCAUCCACUGCAGAUAGCGCUGGGAGGACUGUUAGGAACCAGAGCAUAUUCUGAAGCCCCAGUUUGACACCCUUGUGGGCAUCGGUAUGGAGACUUUUGGCCGGGUCACAAGGCUGCAACAAUGUCGUUGGAAAUGUUAAAAGUUUCCAGAGACUGUUUUUACAGGGUUGUCCCUUCAAACAGCAAGUGCUAAAAAGAGAAUCCGGUUAACUAAAAGUAGGGUUUUAAAUCUGAUUUGUAGCCUUACCUAAAUUAAGAAAUGCUUUUAGCUGAAACUUAACCGUGCAUUUGGCAGAUGCCUGUUGGCACUGCACACAAUUCACAUCACCGUGAAGGAAAGCUUCUUGCAUAACCGGUACUUUUGCUUCAUGUUAAGUUUGAAAUUCUUUUUUUAUAUAUUUAGAUUUUUUGCUGUUUUUAAAACAAUCUAAUACUUGUUUACAUAACUCAUAAGACGAUUUGUUUGCCGUCGUGUUGCUCUUUCACUUGCAUUAAACACUUUUUAUUUUUAGGAAAGGCAAUCACCCCGUACGAGCAUCAGCGAUUGUUUCUUUGAAUGUCUGUGGCCGCCAUUCAAGAACAAAAAAAUCUGUCCCAUUGGGAGUUGUUCACAACAGGGGGUUGUGGACUUAUUCCAAAGUUGACACGUGGAAAUUGUGAAAACACUCACCCCGUUUAAUGCAUAAGCUCGGUCAGGUUGAUGCCACCGAUUUCCAAGUGGAGAGGACCUCGUUGCCGGAGACGUCCCAAAACAAUUAUGAUGAUUUACCCAACUAGUUUCCCCCAGGUCUCAAGACUUUCAGGAGGGUCCUAGCCAAGCUUUCAGCAUUGGAAUGUUUGGCCAAUACCAAUUACGUUGUAAAUGUUUGUUUGGCUAUGGGAGGGAGGCCAGAGAACCCAGAGGAAACCCCCACACAAAACACGGGGAGAACAUAUAAACUCCACACACAAAGGCACCCGAGCCAGGAAUCGAACCCAAACCCUUCUUUGUCUGCGGCACACAAGUGCCCUCCCUCCCAUGCAAAUUUGUACCUCCUACCCCCCCCCCUGCCAGCAAGUGCAGUUGGUUUGGUCCAAUGUCCCCCCUCCCUCUCUCUGCUCUGGAGCUCACUUCCUAGGUUGCCAUGCCAACCACUGUGGCCGUUACUGGAGGCAUGUGGGCGAGUCGCCCGCCGUAUCCCUGCGCGCGCGCGCGUGCGUGAUGGGGCCCGGAAAUAAUCCUUCCACUACUGCGGAGGAGAAAGAAAAAGGGCCAUUUUCGACACAGCCACUGAAACGUUUGCAGUACGGUUACACGAGGAACACAUUGAAUGCAACAGUGUACGCAACACUUAUGUUAAGUUCGUUUGUUUUAUUUGUAAGUUAAUUGUAAGUUAAAACACCUGGUUUAAUCUCAGAUCACAAAUAAUCACAAAAAAUAAAUGGCUGGGUAAAAAUCAGGUUUCACUUUUGAAAGAUAAUGAACGGGGUAAGAUGCGGUGAAAGUAAAUGGCAAGAGGGAGUUGUGUGGGAAAGAAAACACAGCAGCGGCAUCACUCAUUAACGUGAUUGAAAUGCUUAUUGUCAACGUCACAUUUAAAAUUGGUACCACUAAAAAAAA